AUGAGGUGGCUAUCCCUGGUUGCGAUCCUUGCUGGCCUGGCUCUGGCCGACGAUACGACCACUUCUCAUACCUCCACCUCCUCCACCUCUUCCGGGACCACCACCUCCUUCGAUCUCUCCGAUGCCUCCACGAUCACCGGCAGCGUCGCUCUGCCCUCGGGCACCUACGAGACCUACAGCACCACCAUCACCCUUGACGAUGGCGAUACUUCCCAACUAACCGUCACCUCGUCCAUCUCCGGGAACUCCUCGGCCAUGCACAACCAGACCACUGUCACGCACACCUCCAACUCCGUGACCGUUCUGGUCGGCGGCGGCGGUACCACGACCUUGGGCAAUAACAGCAUGAAUGCCACUGCCACUGCCUCAUCCACGUCCACCUCGACACCAGUCAUCAACACCCGGCCUUGCAAUGGCUACGUCGAGUUCUGCGGGCGCAACUACUCCAACAUCACCAUGGUUGCCGCACACAACAGCCCGUUCGAUCGUCCAGGCAAUGCUGCCUCUAACCAGAUGUUUGACGUGACGACCCAGCUGAAUAACGGCAUUCGCAUGUUGCAAUUCCAAACACACUACCAGAACGGCACCAUGCUGCUCUGCCAUACCUCCUGCGAACUUCUCAACAUGGGUACUCUCGAGGCUUACCUGACUAAGGUGGCCGCCUGGAUGCGCCAGAACCCCUUCGACGUGGUCACCAUCCUGAUGGGCAACUUCGACUUCGUCGCGCCGCAGAACUUCACCGAUCCAGUCAUGAAUUCCGGGCUUCAGGACUUUCUGUACACCCCGCCGGUGAUCCCCAUGGCGCUUCAUGACUGGCCUACGCUAUCCGAGAUGAUCCUCACCCAGAAGCGCGUCGUCUUCUUCUUGGACUAUCAGGCCAAUCAGACCGCCAUCCCGUGGUUGAUGGACGAGUUCUCGCAGAUGUGGGAGACUCCCUUCUCACCGACCAACGACAGCUUCCCCUGCACGCAGCAGCGGCCCCCGGGUCUCUCGGUCCAGGACGCCGAGAACCGCAUGUACAUGGCCAACCACAACCUCAACCUGGCCGUCGAUCUCGGCUCCAUCACCAUCCUCAUUCCCAACACCGCCGUGCUCAACCAAACCAACGGCGUCAGCGGCCCCGGCAGUCUGGGCUGGAUGGCGGAGAAUUGCACCCGCAAAUGGGACCGCCCGCCAAACUUCCUCCUGGUCGACUACUACAACUACGGCUCCCCCAAGAACGGCUCCGUCUUCGAAGUCGCCGCCGAGAUGAACAAUGUCACCUACAAUUGGAAAUGCUGCGGCUCAACCUCUGCCGCCGUGCACGGAGUGUCCGUUUCCAGCGUAUCGACUCUGCUCAUGGUUGCAGCAGGCAUUCAGUUCCUGUUGACAGCAUUCUAA
Messenger RNA from Penicillium cinerascens, 1380 nucleotides. RefSeq lists its product as uncharacterized. NCBI's taxonomy places the organism in Eukaryota, Fungi, Ascomycota, Eurotiomycetes, Eurotiales, Aspergillaceae. The coding region runs from base 1 to 1380 and encodes 459 amino acids. Gene Ontology annotation, biological process: lipid metabolic process. The record is from RefSeq and is a predicted model, not a curated record. Gene Ontology annotation, molecular function: phosphoric diester hydrolase activity. The transcript is spliced from 3 exons.